UGUCAAUGUACCCAAAUAAACAAAAAUAAAUUUUCAAGAAUUUUAACGUUUUCACAAAGAAAACUUGUUCCUACCCCACAAACCAUUAAAAAAGUCCUAGACGCUCACCUACAAAAAGUAUUUUCAAGCACUUCAUUCGUAAGUGCUUCCCAGCUUCGUUUUUAACGUAUUAUGACCUCUUUGAUGAUGGAUUACGAAUUCAAAAUGAAAACCCAAAAUGAAAGAGUUAAAGUUGAAGAUUUGUUCGACUACGAAGGAUGUAAGGUCGGGCGAGGAACGUAUGGCCACGUAUAUAAAGGGCGUCGAAAAGACGGCUCCGAUAAUCGAGACUAUGCCCUCAAACAAAUCGAGGGCACAGGUCUGUCCAUGUCGGCUUGCCGAGAAAUUGCUCUUUUAAGAGAAUUAAAACAUCCCAAUGUGAUCAACCUUGUAAGGGUUUUCUUAUCUCACAAUGACAGGAAAGUGUGGCUUAUGUUUGACUUUGCCGAACAUGAUCUGUGGCAUAUCAUUAAAUUUCAUAGGGCAGCCAAAGCUAAUAAGAAACCAGUUAUGGUUCCAAAAGGAAUGGUUAAAUCUCUCCUGUAUCAAAUUUUGGAUGGCAUACAUUAUCUACACUCCAAUUGGGUUUUGCAUAGAGACUUAAAACCUGCCAAUAUUUUAGUAAUGGGUGAAGGCCCUGAACGUGGGAGGGUUAAAAUUGCUGACAUGGGAUUUGCUAGGCUGUUUAAUGCCCCAUUGAAACCCUUAGCAGAUUUGGACCCUGUUGUGGUGACUUUUUGGUAUAGGGCUCCUGAGCUUUUACUUGGGGCUAGACACUACACUAAGGCUAUUGAUAUUUGGGCAAUAGGUUGUAUAUUUGCUGAGCUAUUAACAUCAGAGCCCAUCUUUCAUUGUCGCCAAGAAGAUAUUAAAACCAGUAAUCCCUAUCACCAUGAUCAGCUAGACAGAAUAUUUAAUGUAAUGGGUUUCCCACAUGAAAAAGACUGGGAAGACAUAAAAAAGAUGCCAGAAUAUCCAACCUUACAAAAGGACUUUAAAAAAUCUAACUAUGUGAGCUGUUCAUUGGUAAAAUACAUGGAAAGGCAUAAAAUUAAACCAGAAAGUAAAGCAUUUCACUUACUACAAAAGUUACUUUUGAUGGAUCCUAAUAAGAGAAUAACGUCUGAGCAGGCCAUGCAAGAUCCUUACUUUUCAGAAGAACCAUUGCCAACCCAAGACGUUUUUGCUGGUUGUCCAAUUCCAUAUCCAAAAAGGGAAUUUCUCACAGAUGACGAUCAAGAGGAAAAGUCUGACAAUAAACAGAGACAAAACCAACAACAGCAACAGCCUCAACAGCAGCCCCAACAGCAACAAUCCCAGGUUCAGCAACAGUCACAACAGCCUCAGCAAAAUAAUCAACAAGAUAAUCAUCCUGCUAAAAGGGUGAGGUUGUCUGGACCACCUGGACAUCCUGGAGGACCAGUUAAUCCCCAACAAAUUCCUAUAUCUCAGCAACAAGAAUUUCAUCCUCAACAGAUGAUGUUCAAUAAUAACCCUCAGCAACAGCAGCAGAAUUUCCAGCAACGGUUUUAAUUAUUAGGAAAACAAAAGUUAUUAUAUUUACUGAUUUUUUUUAUUGGUACUCCAUCUACAUAUAUCAUAAAAAAAGGAACAGAUGGAAAAAAAAGCAAUUUAUAGUUGAUGAUGAUAAAAUAAUCAAAAUUUUUAUUAACAUGGAUUGUUUUCAAAAAUUUGAAUUUUGUAACUUAAAAAUUAUCAGUACCUGUUUGCUUCCCAAUGUUUGUAGGUUUAAGAGUAAGAUUAUUGUACAUAAGAAUAUUCUUAACUAUGUUUUAGUAAAAUAGUAAAUAUAAGACUACAAAGUAA
Molecule: messenger RNA, 1866 nt
Organism: Anthonomus grandis grandis
Lineage: Eukaryota; Metazoa; Arthropoda; Insecta; Coleoptera; Curculionidae
Gene: Cdk8
Product: cyclin-dependent kinase 8
Exons: 7
Coding region: 172-1572 (466 amino acids)
Biological process (GO): protein phosphorylation
Cellular component (GO): mediator complex; nucleus
Molecular function (GO): RNA polymerase II CTD heptapeptide repeat kinase activity; cyclin-dependent protein serine/threonine kinase activity; ATP binding
Source: RefSeq, a predicted model, not a curated record